GCAGAUACUUGCAGGCGGCCCCUCCCAGUGUCAGCACAAGCCCACACUGUGUAGAGCCACGGGCAGGGAGAACAGAUACUCACCCAGCUGCCAUGGCCACUGCAGCUACAGCAGGGGAAAUACAAGAUGAAGCUAUUUGCUCCAUCUGCCUGGAAUAUCUGACGGAGCCGGUGACUAUCGCGUGUGGGCACAACUUCUGCCGAGCCUGCCUCACCCGGUACAGUGAGGAGAAGGGAACGGGGACACCCCUGACCUGUCCCCAGUGCAGAGCCCAGUUCCAAAAAGGGGAGUUCAAGCCCAACGCCCAGCUGAACAACAUCAUACAAAGGAUCAAACAACUGGGGUUAAAACCAGGAAAAGGGCAAAAGGAGGAUCUGUGUGAGAGACACGAGGAACGUCUCAAACUCUUCUGUGAGGAGGAUGGAGAAACUAUUUGCUGGGUGUGUGAGAAAUCCCGGGACCACAAGUCUCACACUGUGGUUCCCAUUGAGGAGGCUGCCCAGGAGUACAAGGUGAAACUCCAGGGAGCCCUGGACCCUCUGAGGAAGGAGCUGCAAGAGGUCCUGGCUCUGACGUCUAAAGAGAAAAAGAAAACUACAGAGUGGCAGGGGAAAGUGAAGAAUAAGAGAGAGAUGAUUUCAGGUGAAUUUAACAAACUGCACACACUGCUGAGAGAGGAGGAGCAGCUGCUUCUGCAGAGCCUGGAGCAGGAGGAGAGGAAGACUCUGCAGAGACUACAGGAAAAUGUCACCAAACUCUCCCAGCAAAGCUCCUCUCUGCAACAGCUGAUCACAGAGAUAGAGAAGAAAUGUCAGCAACCUGUUGCAGAGCUGCUGAAGGAUGUGAAAAGCACAUUGAGCAGGAGUGAGAAUGUGAAACUCCAGGAACCAGAAGCUGUUUCUACUGACCUGAAGAACGUGUAUAAAAUUUCCCUUGACAUGAGGGAAGUGCUGAAGAGAUUUGGAGUGGACGUGACUCUGGAUCCAGACACGGCAAAUCCCCACCUCGUCCUGUCUGAGGAUCAGAAAUGUGUGAGACACGGAGACAGACGCCAGGAUCUGCCCAACAACCCUGAGAGAUUUGAUCCUUGUGCCCUUGUCCUGGGCGCUGAGGGGUUCGCGGGCGGGAGGCGUUACUGGGAGGUGGGGGUGGGAGACAAGACGAGAUGGAUUCUGGGGGUUUGUCGGGAAUCUGUGAGCAGGGAGGAGUGGGUCACACACACACCUGAGGAUGGAUACUGGGCCGUGCGGCUGUGGUAUGGGGGAUACGAGGCCCUCACCGACCCCCUAACCCCCCUCCCCGUGAGCGUCCCACCCAGCCGGGUGGGGAUUUUCCUGGACUAUGAGGCGGGCGAGGUCUCGUUUUACAAUGUGACUGACGGGUCCCAUCUCUUCACUUUUACUGACGUCUCCGGGACGCUCCGCCCUUAUUUCUGUCCUGGUUACAGUGCUGGGGGUGAAAACGCGGCUCCCCUGAUCAUCUGCCCGGUCCCGGCUCCGGCCGGGGGGAAUCUCGGUCCCUGACAGUGACCCCGCGGCACAGACCGGCCCCCCCAGCACUGCUGCUCCUCUGUGGUGGGGGCCGGUUACUGCAGCUACUGGAGUUUUUCUGCUGACCGGACGCUGCCAGUUUCCCUUUUCCACUGGAGGGUCCAGACGAAAACCAGACACCUGGCAACCCCCAGCCCUCACCUUGCCCCGUCCCCUGCCCCGGGGUAGCAGAUGGUGGGGGAUGGGGUCAUUCACUCCUGCCAGAAUUUUCUAUCCCUGUGAAAUCUCAGUGUAAAAUAGGAAAGAAAAAAGAUUAUUCUAAUUUAGAAAAUAUUAUUGUAACAAGGGGUAAAUACAAGAAUACUUUAAUUUAAAUUUCACAGUAUUUCAAAAAAAGGCAUCUAAACAUAUUUUUAGAAAUGGAAUUAUUUACAUUUAUUUUUUUAUUCUUCCCUGAAAUCUGUAUUGAAGUUUAACUUUUCUCAAUAACAUCAUUUGUAUUUCAACUGUGGAAUUUCAGAAAAUCCAAAAUAUUUAUCUUCACAAAAUAAACUAUUAAACUGUCAGACGGGGUUGUUCAAUUACAAUGUACGUGUGUCAUAAACAUCACAACUACACACAUGUGCAGCUGCUCUCUCGCUCUCCUCCUCUCUCUCUCUCUCCCCCCAACCCCCCCUUUAUUGUCUUGACUGGUUCUCUCUGGGAGGCAGGGCACAUACACCCACCUCCUGCACUGCACCUUUGAAAAUUAAUAGCUUAAAAAUGAUAGAAUUAAUGAAGCAAUAUAUUUAAAUUCACUCAUACAAGAUUAUAUAAUAUUCUUUGGAGUUCUGUCAGCAUUAAUUCACUUUCUAACUGAAUAUAAUCGGUAAUCAAGAUAUGACCCUUCCUUGCUUUUUCUCACAAAACGCGGUCCCCAACCUCAAGUGCUGUAUUCUUAGAUACCAGGGGUCGGCAACCGUUCAGAAGUGGUGUGCCGAGUCUUCAUUUAGUCACUCUAAUGUAAGGUUUUGUGUGCCAGUCAUACAUUUUAACGUUUUUAGGAGGUCUCUUUCUAUAAGUCAAUAAUAUAUAACUAAACUAUUGUUGUAUGUAAAGUAAAUAAGGUUUUUAAAAUGUUUAAGAAGCUUCAUUUAAAAUUAAAUUAAAAUGCAGAGCCCCCCCGGCCCUUGGCCAGGACCCGGGCAGUGUGAGUGCCACUGAAAAUCAGCUUGCAUGCCGCCUUUGGCACACGUGCCAUAGGUUGCCUACCCCUGCGAAAUACAAAAAUGUCUUCUACAAUCUCAUUUUUGUGGUUUAUUUUUCUUUAGAAAUAUUAUUUGCAGGGAAUGUCCUGUCAGUGUCCACUGUUGAUUUCAGAGUACUGCCAGGCUUUCCAUGUUCUUGGUUCUAAGGACACAACAAAUGCAGUUUGAUAAAGAAAUAGAGAAGGGGUUGUAUUCCUUUACUGAAUCAUCACAAAUUAACUUAAUUGUAGUAAAGAUGCUGGCACUUAAUGACACAUAACAUGAAAUUUGGUGACGUUUUAUUGGGAGACCUUUCUUCUCGGCCAUAAAUCAGUCAAAAGGGUGCUAUUUUUGUUGUCAUGUGAGGUUUAGAGUACAAAGAAAAGAAAGUUGCUCCAGGAAAUUCAUCACAAUUCCUCUGGGUUCUGUCCACCACCUUCUGGAAUGCUCUGUACAAAUAGUGACCGAUUGGUCCAAUUCCUUGAUGUUAGCGAUUGAACCUAAUUUCUUGAAGAGCUGGCUGAGCAGAGUGUGAGGGGAGGCACAUCACAUGGCAUUGCUAGGACCACUUUUUGUUUUAAACGUGACGCGUUAUGAAGAUUUUCAGUGUCAUCAUUCAGUUUUGAAGAUUUAUUCACAAUACGCCAUCCAUGGCAGAGUGCCCGAAACUUACCUUGAUUAUUUGAAAAUAAAUACCCUAAUGUUA
Caretta caretta (loggerhead turtle) is the source of this 3422-nucleotide messenger RNA. The record is from RefSeq and is a predicted model, not a curated record. Lineage: Eukaryota; Metazoa; Chordata; Testudines; Cheloniidae.